AUGAAGAGGAACCUGUAUAAGCCUUUACCAGAUGGAAAACAUCAUUUGCAAAUAGGAAAAACUUUCGAGUGUGCUGCUGAGUUUAGAAAGGUCCUUAUUGAGUAUAGCAUACAGGAGGGGUUUAAUAUUUAUAGAGUGAAAAAUGAGAAGAAUAGGGUUACUUGUGAGUGUGCAGCUAUGGGCUGUGGUUGGAGGGUUCAUGCAUCCCUCAUGGCUGAUAAUAUUACAUUCCAAAUAAAAACACUUCGGGAGGAUCAUUGUUGUACAAUGCUGUCUAAGAAUCCCAUGGUCACUUGUGAGUGGCUUUCUAGAAAAAUAGAGGAUAAAGAUGGCUUUUUAAAGGGCUAUAGGCCAUUUAUUGGAGUAGAUGAUUGCCAUCUCAAGGGGCAAUUUGGUGGAGUGUUGUUGAUUGCAGUAGGUGUGGAUGCAAAUAACAACAUUUUCCUAUUGGCUUUCUUUGUGUGUGAAGGGAAAAACUAUGACAAUCAGAUUUGGUUUCUCAAUUUGAUAAGUGAGUACAUAGGAGUCCAUGAAACAAGAAGGAUUUGUUUCAUGUCUGAUAGACAGAAGGGUUUGUUGAAGGCAAUUAAUGAGGUUUUCCCAAAUGCCUUCAAUUGGUAUUGUGCAAGGCAUAUCUUUGCCAACCUCAAGUCUCAUUUUCCUGGUGUUGAGGUCAGGAACUUGUUUUGGGCAGCAUCUAGGUCAACAAAUAUUAAGGAUUUUAAUGUUGCAAUGGAGGGUAUCAAGGCGGUUAAUUUGGAUGCAUAUACUUGGUUGAAGGACAUUCCAGUGGAUAGUUGGAGCAAGCAUGUAUUUGGGAUUGAUAUUAAAGUGGAUCAUGUAACUAACAACCUUACAGAAUCAUUUAAUAGUCAGGUUGAUAGUAUUAGGAACAAACCGAUUCUGCAAUUGGUUGAAAGCUUGAGGAGAAAAGUAAUGAAAAAGUUUAGCAAAAGAGAACAAAAAGCUAAGGACUGGCUGACAGAUCUUCCUCCAUUAGUUCAAGCUAAGGUCAACAAAUUCCAAAAGGAAGGAAGGCACAUUCGGGUUAUUCAUGCUGAAAAUUCAGAGUUUGAGGUUUUGCAUGAAUCUGUUAUAGUUUUGGUGGAUUUCAACAAGGCCACAUGUGACUGUGGAGUCCGGCAGAUAUAUGGAAUUCCCUGCAAACAUGCCAUGGCAUGUAUCACUCACUUGGGGGUCGGUCCUAUUCCAUAUGUGGCUAGUUGCUUGUCAAAGGAACCAUAUAUGUUGAACUAUGCAGGGAAGAUUCAUCCGAUACCUAAUGAAUUAUCCUAG
Molecule: messenger RNA, 1296 nt
Organism: Ziziphus jujuba (common jujube)
Lineage: Eukaryota; Viridiplantae; Streptophyta; Magnoliopsida; Rosales; Rhamnaceae
Exons: 3
Coding region: 1-1296 (431 amino acids)
Molecular function (GO): zinc ion binding
Source: RefSeq, a predicted model, not a curated record